AUGAACAAUCUUUACUGGCAAGUCACUGAAUCAAAAGAACCGGCUAUUAAACUGUAUCUUUAUAAUGCAUAUUACGACAACCGGAUUUGGGGCAAACCAGUAGUUAAGAUCAUUACGACAACUGAUCAACAAGUUGAAGUAGAAACCAGAAAAUGGUGGUGUUUGCUGUGGUUUGAUGAUUUUAAAUCACCUGUAUUAUCAAAGAUAACAGAUUUUUACACUGUUUUCCCUGAAUAUUGGAAUUUUGGAGUUGCUAAAGGAGUUUAUGGCCCACAAGUGGCAACUUGUGAAAUUCCAUCUAGUUAUAUUAACCAAGUUCCUCAAGCAAUUUCUAUUCAAGCAACAGCUGAAUGUUCUAAAAUGAACCCACAUCCUGACAAUGCCUUACGAGUAAUUUACAAUACGCGGAAAACGGGCAAAAUGAGCAAACCAAGCAUAGGAAUAUGUGUGCAAGCUUUUCGGUUUGGCACAUAUGACGUUAGUGUCCGAUUAGUGGAAUGGCUUGAAAUGGUUAAAUUAAUGGGUGCAGACCAGGUUUACUUUUAUGUGUAUGGUGCGACGCCAAAUAUGCUUAAAGUAUUAAAAUAUUAUUCAGAAAAAGAGAUUGGUGGCAAAUUUUGGCCUCAAGAGCUGCUAGAGCUCAAUGAUUGCUUGUAUCGAAACUUGUACACACACGACUAUGUUGCCAUUUUUGACAUUGAUGAAAUGAUCAUGCCUCAAACAGUUGACAAUUGGCACCAGUUGCUGGAAAAUGUGCAGCAAAAGCUUUCAAAUAAAGACAAAAAAGAAAAAGCAUAUUUUGUUAACAGACAUGCGUAA
This is a messenger RNA of Rhagoletis zephyria (snowberry fruit fly), 819 nucleotides long. The record is from RefSeq and is a predicted model, not a curated record. Lineage: Eukaryota; Metazoa; Arthropoda; Insecta; Diptera; Tephritidae.